This is a messenger RNA of Colletotrichum gloeosporioides, 5283 nucleotides long. Its product is annotated as MAP kinase kinase kinase mkh1. The transcript has 3 exons. Gene Ontology annotation, molecular function: ATP binding; protein kinase activity. The record is from RefSeq and is a predicted model, not a curated record. Bases 1 to 5283 code for a protein of 1760 amino acids. Lineage: Eukaryota; Fungi; Ascomycota; Sordariomycetes; Glomerellales; Glomerellaceae. Gene Ontology annotation, biological process: protein phosphorylation.
AUGAGUAGUGGUAGCUCGCGCCAGCGCUCUGCGACCAGAUCUGAUACCCACGACCGCAAUUCGAGUCCCUUUCCCAGCGUCCCACGAUCCAGAGACGAGAUUCACAACCUCGACGGCCUCGUCUUCACAAAUCUGCCCUCCAACUACCAGCCCUCCACCCCCAAACUUCCGCCGCCCUCACUGCACGCGAAGGCUUCCGAUUCCAGCUUCCUCUCCCCCGGCGGUGCUCGCCCAAGAGCCGCCACCGCGAGCUCAAUCCCCACGAGCCUCCCGACCACUCCUCUCCUCCUCGGCCCCGACGCCGCGAGGCCAGCUACCCGAGCUGGCCCGCCUCCGAAACCACAAGCCAUGUAUCAAAACAACCAACGACAUGUCUCCGCCGCCGACUCCUCGAGGCCCUUCCAGGUCCCUCCGCCGCCGCCGCCCAUGUCACCACCCGUCCAGGGCCAGAUGAGCAACAUGAUGUCCAUACCUCCUCCCCCGCCGCGCUUUCCUUCUGCUCCCGGUGCCACGGGCGGCGGCGGCAUGAUGCUCCCUCCGCCCCCCGGUCCGCCCCCGGGGAGUGCGAUGGCAGGCCAGGCGCCGUGGCACGGCGCCUUUGGACGAAUGUACGACGGCCGCAACGGCUUCAAUGUGCCCCCUCCCCCGCCAGGACAACACCAGGCCUACAAUCCGAAGCUGCAUGCCCAGGUUGCGACCGGCACGACACUAUCGAUCCCGCCCCCGCCUCCGCCGAAUGACCAUGGCAGCGGCAUGUCUGCGACCUACAUACCGCAAGGCGAUACCUAUGGCGAAGGAGUUGGAAUACCUGGCCUGGGCGGCUUUGACGAGACAUCCACCUUCUCUGCAACGUCGCAAAGCUCGUGGCCCACGAAUAGCCAGACCAGCGCUGACACAACCAUGACAACACCCCAGGACGACAUUACUGGACGAGACAGGAUGUACGCCCAGGCUAUGCACACUCGAGGGCUGUCGCAACAGUCUAACGCCACCACCUGGAGUAUUCACCCGGAUUUGGCUGCGCAGUGGCCGCUGGACAAGGUGCUGCUGUUUCUCGCAUCCAACCAAUUCUCAAAGGACUGGCAGGAGACGUUCAAGGGCCUCAACAUCCACGGAACCCACUUCCUCGAGCUCGGGAGCGGCCUAGGAGGACGAGGGAACUUUGGCAUGAUGCACCAACAGGUGUACCCGAGACUGGCAGUCGAGUGCACCAACAGUGGGACGGGAUGGGACCAGCCACGAGAGCGAGAGGAAGGAAAGAGAAUGCGACGGCUCAUUCGCAACAUCGUCAAGGGUCUGCCGGCUGACCCAUCGAAAGUAUCUUCGCACGGGAGGAAGGAGUCUGUGAACCACGGCAACAACCUGCCCAGCGCAGGGACCGAUGGCGCAGACUCUCCCAACACGCCGAUCAAGGCUCCUGGUCCUGGUUUUGGCGGACGACGGUUCUCGCAGACCAGGUCUACUACUAUGCCUACCCUCAACAGCACAAUGAGCUCAGACUCUAACCACAGGAACAUCCUGAAGCAAAUCGACAUUGACGGCAGUCGGCGUCACAGCCCGAACGCCAGCGAGCCCGGCGACAGCUUCCGCCCGCCGCCUCUACGAACCGACAGCCCCAAUGGGAGUCCAAACCCGCAGAGCGCAUCCCUCUUUCCUUCGUCGGCAGGCAACCUUUCAGCCUCGCCGCACUCAGCCAAAUUUGGGCAUCGGUCACGGAACAGCACGGACUCCCUGUCCUCCAACGCUGCCAUCUAUGGUUCUGGAAUCCCCCCCGAGGCCAGCCAGAUGUUGCGCAGUGGUAUGAACAUCGCGGACAUGAUCCAGGCCACUCGCGGUAAUGCAGAGAGUCGGCGACUGGGUCAGGAUGGCGGGCGCCCAUCGCCUCAGGAGUCCAAUGGUGAUCGCUCGGCUGGCACCGAACCCCCAUCAUCUGCAAAGGACGGAAAGAGCUUUCUCAGCUUCUUAUCUAGGAAGAAGAAGCAAAAGGAAGACGGUGCCUUCCCCAGCCCCGACGAUGUGGAGUCACCGACCUCACCAGCUCUCAACUUCAAGUCUCACUCAUUCGGCUCUCGAUUCGGCAACAACAGUGAGACAUCGCUGGAUCUCCUGCAUGAGAAGGACAAGUCGAGACGUUCUGGCCCUGGCAGAACAUAUGUGUUGGCUACCAUGGACGGUUACAACUACCGCAUGUGCGACAUCACGGAAGCCGAAUCGGCAACAGAUCUUCGACAGAUUGUUUGCAGUAGCCUUGGUUUGAUGGACGCUUUGAAUUCUCAAAUAUAUUUGACCGAGCUUGGCAAAUUUGACCACGACCAGCCGCUCGACGAUCAGAAGUUGACGACACAACGCAAGGUCAGAGCUGAUGCUACAGGGUCUUUGAAGUUCUUCAUCCGUCCUUCCGGUUACAUGCCCCAAGGCUCGGGCCAGGCUAAUGGCGCUCCAGCACACACGUCCCUCGACGAGGAAGCGUACAACCGUUUGAAUGGCUUGUCGAGGACGAGAUCCAGCUCGUCACCGCCGACAUCAAGGCAAAACACACUGACCGGUGAGAGAGUUGAUGACAAGAUGCUCGCACAGGAAGCAAGUGAAUAUCGCGCCGAGAUGGAACGCAAGCAGCGCGAAUACCUCGAGAAGAGAAGACAAGCAGCCAUGAAGGACGGAAGAAACGCGCCGGAAGGCGUCUCCACCCCAUACGGAAUUCACGGACGCACAGUCGACUUUGAUCAGCCCCGGCAAUCGCCAUAUGAGGACAAGAAGCCGGAAGUACUGUUCCCUGUGCGGAAGCCACCUGCACCGCCAAGCGACCCGUCUGCUACUCUUCUCAAGGCAAACUCUUUAAGCAGAAAGACUGGACACGCCAUGCGGUCAUCCGACGGCAGCAUUUCGUCGGCACCGCGACGACCAUCCACCUUGUUUGAGGAUAUGGAGCUUCCCGGACAAAACCCGGACAAAAAGAAGAAGACAAACAGCCAACCUGUUGGUGGCAUUGGUGCAGCCCUCGUGGGCAUGGGCAGAGGCCUUGGGGCGGUUGGCCACUCGAACAACCGCAGGUCCAAGUCGCCCAAGCGAGUGUCGUCGCACUCUAACAUGAGCGGCGAUUACUCAGAUCGAGGUAAGGGAGCAAUGUCGUCGGUUGACUUUGGCAAGUCCUGCUCGGAUCAAGGUAGUCCUCGCACGGCGUCUGGCUCACCUGGCUCUCUCACAUGGAGCCGUGGAAAUCUGCCCUUCGUCGUGCCUGACUACUCUCCCGGCGGGACUCCGCUGUCAAGGAAGAGGUCUCAAAAUGGUACGGUCGCUAAAAUCAAAUCAACAGCACACCGGGUACAUUCGCGUGAAAUAAGCCCCAGUUCCCUCAACCCGCCCCAAAUCCCCCCGACUGAACAACCCCAGCCCCCUCGCCGCAAAUCACAUGGGCCAGACUUUGAUUUCCUCGAUACGGAUGUCAGCUUUGACAAGCCUCCUGCACAGCGUGAUGACGACUCUGGUGACGAUUCUGAUGAUGGCUUGUUUGCCGUUCCUCUGACCAGCCAGCAAAAGAAGCCGACCAAGAUUACGCGCAUCUUCGAUGGCGAUGAUUCGCCUGAUGAGGCCAACGACAAACGACCGACCCUGACUGUGAACACUGCCAAGUCGAAGAAGAAGGUUUCUGUAUCAUUCAACUCACCCAAGUCGUUCGGCGGUUCGAGUAAAGAGGGUGAAGAAGACGAGGCUCUCAUGAGUGCUCGCAGCGGCAAGAGCUCACGCAGGACGCCCAACACACCUGGUUCAGAGGGAUGGGAGUCGGAAGACAGCAAGCUUAGCCGAAGAAAGUCGUUUGUGGAGAAGGACGUCUGGGCCAACCGUCCCACCACCGACGCCCUUAUCAACAACCUCGACGACUUCUUCCCGAACUUGGAUCUUGACCAGCCGGUACUCGAAGAAGGAGGAGCGGAUGCCUCGCCUCCGUCUCCGAUUGCUGAGUCCGAGGAGAAGGAAGCUGCCCCUGGACCCUCGGCGCUCCCGCAGUCUCCACCGCCAAGCUUGCGCGUGGCUAUGGGCCAGGCCAACCGGUCAUUCUACAACGAGAGCGAUACACUUGGCUCGGAUGAGUCUACUCUCAAGGCACUGGAGCGUCCAGCUUCCGUGGCUUCGGUCGCUCAACGCAGCGUGAGACGUUCCGGAGGUCUCGGCCGUAUGAAGUCCAUCCGUGAAGUUGCUCGUGGUGCUCAUGAGGCCAACAAGCGGUUUACUACCACAACAACACAACAGGGCCAGAAUGGCCAGAACACAUCGGCACUGAUGAGGAGGAAGAGCACAAAGAUGUUCAACGCCAACAUUGUGCAGAUCCGGCCCGAUCAACGAGGCAGCAUGGUCAUGCCGCAGAUCCCUCAGGACACGUUGCCCAAGCGCCAGACUACAUUCCGUUGGUUCAAGGGUCAGCUUAUUGGCAAGGGCACCUACGGCCGUGUCUACCUCGGUAUGAAUGCUACGACUGGAGAGUUCUUGGCCGUCAAGGAAGUCGAGGUCAACCCGAAGGCGGCGCAGGGCGACAAGGCAAAGAUGCGGGAGUUAGUGGCUGCUCUCGACCAGGAAAUCGAGACGAUGCAGCAUCUCGACCACGUCAACAUCGUCCAGUACCUUGGUUGCGAGCGUAAGGAGACAUCUAUCAGCAUCUUCCUCGAGUAUAUUUCCGGUGGCAGUAUCGGAUCCUGCCUGCGGAAGCACGGCAAGUUUGAGGAAUCGGUCGUCUCGUCGCUUACCAGGCAGAUGCUGUCUGGUCUUGCGUACCUCCAUAGAGAGGGUAUCUUGCAUCGUGAUCUCAAGGCCGACAACAUCUUGCUGGAUCUCGAUGGCACCUGCAAGAUCUCCGACUUUGGUAUCUCCAAGAAGACGGACAACAUCUACGGCAAUGACAAGUCCAACUCGAUGCAGGGAUCCGUGUUUUGGAUGGCGCCUGAGGUCAUCCGCUCCGAGGGCAAGGGAUACAGCGCCAAGGUCGAUAUCUGGAGUUUGGGAUGCGUCGUGCUAGAGAUGUUUGCCGGUCGACGACCUUGGUCCAAGGAGGAAGCUGUUGGCGCCAUCUACAAGAUUGCAAACGGAGAGACGCCGCCUAUCCCAGAUGAGGUCCGUGAAACCAUCAGUCCGCUGGCGAUUGCCUUUAUGCUGGACUGUUUCACUGUAAACCCGCUGGAGCGACCUACCGCAGACGUGCUGCUCUCGCAGCACCCCUUCUGCGAGCUGGAUCCAAACUACAACUUUUUCGAUACUGGGCUGUACACCAAGAUUCGCGGCAAAGACGUCUAG